Messenger RNA from Penicillium egyptiacum, 2514 nucleotides. NCBI's taxonomy places the organism in Eukaryota, Fungi, Ascomycota, Eurotiomycetes, Eurotiales, Aspergillaceae. The record is from the annotation of a GenBank genome assembly.
AUGCUCAGCGUCCUCCCAAUCCUCCUGGUAGGACUUGCAGGCGGUGCAUACUCCCAGCCAAUAGAAGAGAGGAAGACAGACACAACCUAUCACGACAAUGCCGGUGUUCUCAAAUUUGUCAACCCUCUUAUCGGCACAUACGGAACGACACCAAAUGGCAACGGCGGCAUGAUCCCUUCCGUCAGCCCUCCCUUCGGUAUGACCCGCUGGACGCCGCAGACCCGCGAGAACUUCAUUUCGCAAGUGCCCUACGGCGACAGUGACCGUCUUAUCCAUGGGUUCCAAGCUACGCAUCAACCGGCUAUCUGGAUGGGUGAGGCGGGUCAGGUUGUACUGACACCGGGAAUUGGCGAGGUGCAGCCCCUGUUUCAGAACCGGGGACUGCAGUUCCGAAAGAAGGAUGAGACGAGUACACCGUAUGUCUAUGAGGUCGUUGUUGAUGCUACUCAGCUCUUAGACCGUGACUGGAAUGCGACGGCUGAGGCUGUGGGCGAUGGGCCUGUUCCCGGUGGUGCGGGUUCUGUGCCGGUUGAGGUGAAGGAAGGUGCCAAUGGGCGGACGCGAAAAAGGCAGAUUGAGUCUGUCCUGCGUGGUAGGGAUAGUGAUCCGUAUCAGCAGUCAGUCCAGGUUGCCAUGUCCGCAGAUUCUCACGUUGGCCAUCUUCGAUUUGACUUCCAACAAAGCCAUACUAAUUUGGAUGGCGAAGUCCAGCCUUGGGUAUUUAUUCAAGCCUCGCGUCGGAACUGGACAGGCGAAGUCCACAUUGAUGCGAACAGUCGGGAGGUCUACGGCUAUAAUACUGAGCGUCAGGAUUACCUCCUCGGCCCGGAUAAAGCAUCGUCAUUCAAAGGAUAUUUCGUGUCUCGCUUUUCUGAGCAGUUUACUGAAUUUGGUGUGGCGAAUGGAGGCUCAGUUAUCAAGGACGAGGUCGGGCGACGCGGCAACUUCACUGGUGCAUAUGUGAAAUUUGCCAACUCGACACCGCGUGUGGAAGUGCGCACUGGUGUUUCUUAUGUCAGUAUCGCACAAGCAAGGAAGAAUAUCGAGAUCCAGACUCCAGAUGGGAACACCUUCGAGGAUACCGUUGAGAAAGUGAAGUCGGCUUGGCUUGAUAAGUUGGGCAGGGUAUCCAUCAACGGUAUCAACAAGACCGAUGCUGAUAACGACCCCCGCACUAUUUGGUAUACCGGCCUGUUCCAUGCGCUUCAGUAUCCAAGUGAUUUCUCCGAGCCAACAUCACAUCGGGAAGAUGCUCCGCGUGUUUUCUACUCUGGCUAUACCGAUAGUGUCCACACUGAGAACGACUCAUACUACCAGUCAUGGUCAAUCUGGGAUACAUACAGAGCCGAGCACUCUCUCCUGACUCUCUUCGCACCGGAGCAUGUGAACAGCAUGAUGCGCUCCUUGCUACGCAUCUUUGACUGGUCAGGUUGGUUGCCGAUGUGGGCUAACUUGGUCGAGACGAAUAUCAUGAUCGCAACGAAUGCAGACGUGGUGCUUGCCAACGCUCUAGAGCGAGGAUUUAAGGACUUCAAUAUUGGCAAGGCUUGGAAUGCUGUCAAAAAGGAUGCAUAUACUCCGCCCGAUCACGAUACCGAUACUCUGUACUAUGACCGUGAGCCCGGUACCUCAUAUGAGGCCCGCGCCGGACUCACAUCAUACAUGAAGCAGGGCUGGGUGUCUAAUGACGGCUGGUCAGAGGCCGGUAGCCGCACGUUGGACUAUGCGUUCAAUGAUUGUGCAUGUUCGGUUGUGGCUGCCCAUGCCGGAGAGAACGACGCCACAGUGGAAGCGCUCAAGAACCGAAGCGGAAACUACGCGUAUCUUUGGAACAACGAGACUCAAUUUAUGCAAGCCCGGAACGGGAACGGGACUUGGGCUAAUAGCACUUUCGGAUGGACCGAAGGCGAUGACUGGGUCUACACAUUUGACGUGAUGCAUGACGUGAAAGGACUGGCUGGACUUUUUGGUUGCCGUCAAGCCUUCCGCGAUAAGUUGGAUGCGCAUUUCGAGGGCGGGCACAAUGACCAUACCAAUGAACCGAGUCACCAUGUACCCUAUUUGUAUUCUACUCUGGGUUAUCCCAACCAAGCAGCUGAGACAGUCAGGGCCAUUGCUUGGGAGAACUACAAUGCGACCAGUGGGGGGUUGAGCGGAAAUGAAGACUUGGGUCAGAUGAGCGCUUGGUACGUCUUCUCCGCGUUGGGAUUCUAUCCCCUCAACCCUGCCAGUGACGAGUAUAUCAUUGGCACACCAUUCUUUGAGCAGGUGUCUAUCCGCCUUCCUAGCGGUGCGAAUACUGGCGGACAAGUUGCCAGUAGCAGUGAGAGGACGCUUGAAAUUACCGCUCCGGGGGCAUCCAUGAGGCCGUAUGUUGGUAGUUUGAAGAUCGAUGGGAUACGUAUUAACGCUCCAAUUCUGAAGCACAGUCAGCUUGUGAAUGCGGCAAGAAUCGAGUUUGAAAUGAGUGCUACACCCACUUCCUGGGGAAGUCGCCCCUUAUGGGAAAUUUGA